This is a messenger RNA of Prunus armeniaca (apricot), 618 nucleotides long. The record is from the annotation of a GenBank genome assembly. NCBI's taxonomy places the organism in Eukaryota, Viridiplantae, Streptophyta, Magnoliopsida, Rosales, Rosaceae.
AUGGGGACGGCGAUUCUUCGUUCCCAGGAUUGCCUUCGAGGGCGGCUUCGCCACGAAGCCCUAACCCUAACCCCUCGCUCCGGAUCACGCCGAAGCCCUAAUUUUUCUAACCCGAACCCUAAUCACAGCCCCAACUAUGGCUCUAACGCGAAUCUUCAUCAAUCUCGCCGCCGGAAGAGAAGUCCGAUGGGAUUCCAAUCCAAUCAACAUGAUCGCGCUCGAGAUCGGUACUCUGAUCGCGCCAUGGUUGCGAAGGUCCCGGCCAAAAACCUGGUGAUGGGCCAGGUCAAGAUCCUGAGGCGCGGGGAGGCCUUGAGCCCGGAGAAGAACAACCGAGGACUCGGAGUUGUUACCGGCGAUGCCGGCAAGCCGAAGGCAAAGAGCGAAGAUGUUCCAGAUUUGGUACUGGGAUCGACGGACCGUUUGGGCCCCGACCCGGAGACUGUGCAGAAGCAGAUUAAGGUUGCAGAAUUCAAGGUCAUGGAUGCGAUUUACGCUGGAUCGAGCGCCUUCUACGCGUCUCCACCCCCGAGCUCAGUGCCUUUGCCUGCUUUUUUGGGAAGGAACGGCACGGCGACAAGCGAUCUGCGUCGGCUGCUGCGACUCGAUUCGGUGUGA